Macadamia integrifolia is the source of this 681-nucleotide messenger RNA. RefSeq names its product pectinesterase inhibitor 10-like. NCBI's taxonomy places the organism in Eukaryota, Viridiplantae, Streptophyta, Magnoliopsida, Proteales, Proteaceae. The record is from RefSeq and is a predicted model, not a curated record. The transcript has 2 exons. Bases 1 to 681 code for a protein of 226 amino acids.
AUGCCGGAAUCCGCCUCUGGUCACCAACCGACUGAAGCUUCAGCCUCUGAGACCACUGGUCUUCCUCCAAAGUCUUUACCUGUUGGUCCAAACCCUUUCUCGGUCUUAGCGACGUCUGAUGCUGUUGAAGAUGAAGACCUCACUCGUCUCCAGUCGCACGCGACUUCUGCUACCUCUGUUCUUCCAUUUGAGGACUCCCUCCCUCUAGACUAUGAUCACCCACCGUCAACUUCUGCUCUGGUCGCGCCCCCAUCCAUUGCCUCCCCUUCGGCUGUUCCUUCGACGUUGACCCUGAAGAUGACAUCUGCUACUGCUACCUUUCUGUCGUCUGCUUUUGCUACUUCCACGUCAUUAUCUGCUCCGCCGUCUACUUCUACAUUUACCACGCCGUCGUCUGCUACUACCUCACCAUCGCUUGCUCCCACUACUUCCACCUUAUCGCCUGCUGCCGCUGCCGCUGCUUCCACCUUGCCAGUCAUGUGCAUUACCAAUCCACCGUCUUCUGCUACUGCUUAUAUCCCACCGUCCGCUGCUGCUACCACUCCGUCGUCGUCUAUUGCUACUUCCACACCACCAAUCAUGACAAUUCCCCUCACUAGUCCUGCACAUAAUUCAGAGGUUCCUUUGCCCUAUCCCUCAGGGCCCUCCAGAGCACCCUUUGCUGGCUCUGAGCCUUCCUAG